Ogataea angusta is the source of this 636-nucleotide messenger RNA. RefSeq lists its product as uncharacterized. Bases 1 to 636 code for a protein of 211 amino acids. NCBI's taxonomy places the organism in Eukaryota, Fungi, Ascomycota, Pichiomycetes, Pichiales, Pichiaceae. The transcript has a single exon. Gene Ontology annotation, biological process: endoplasmic reticulum to Golgi vesicle-mediated transport; regulation of GTPase activity. The record is from RefSeq and is a predicted model, not a curated record. Gene Ontology annotation, cellular component: cis-Golgi network; trans-Golgi network; TRAPP complex.
AUGCCCGAAGAGUUCUUUACCAAGGAGGUCAGCGCCAUGGCGCUGGAGUACCUGGUCAAUGAAGCGGUGGCACUGUCUGUGCGCGUAGACGAGCUGCUGGCCAGCGACAGCGUGCCUGGGACGCUUGCGGGCGACUUAGCAGGACUCAAGCUGGAACAGGACAAACCAGGAACCGUGGACUUUGCAUCAAGCCCCAAGUUUCUGGGCCUCAACAAUUUGUAUCGCGUGGAGAAAUACGGCUACGAAAUUGGAUACAAGAUCACAGACUGCAUCAUUUACAAGAAAUCAGUCCAGGAAGGAGUCAACAUCCAGCUGCUGGAGGUGCUGGAGGUGAUGAAAUUUAUAUGCCGCGAUGUGUGGCGAAUGUUUUACCUCAAACAGAUGGACAACCUGCGCACGAACCACAUCGGCACGUUUGUGCUUGUGGACAACAAUUUCCGUCCGCUGAUCAACGUCUCCAGCGCACAAGGCGACGCAGACACCAUACGCAAAGUCCAGCCGUAUUUACAGCUGCCGUGCGGGCUUAUCCGCGGCAUUCUUGCCAGUCUGGGCAUCAGCGCCGUCGUCAAGGCGGACGUCAUCGAGAACCGGCUCCCAGCGGUCUCGUUCAACGUGCAAACCUCGCUCGCCAAGUAG